Molecule: messenger RNA, 255 nt
Organism: Plenodomus lingam JN3
Lineage: Eukaryota; Fungi; Ascomycota; Dothideomycetes; Pleosporales; Leptosphaeriaceae
Source: RefSeq, a predicted model, not a curated record
AUGCCUCGAUUUAGCAUCCGCAACGCCGCCAUCGUCAUCAAUUUCUUUCUCCUCAUCGCGCUCUUCCUCCACUUCAAGUCGGAGAUCCGGGGGGAUACCCCAGACUCGGUCGCAGGGAGACGAGUUGGCGAAUCACACCUACACGACGAAGUCUUGGACGAGACGCAGACACAUGCGGGUGCUGGGCAUGCAACAGCACAGGGGAAGAGCAAAGAGUUGAAGGCGAACGGCCUCGGAGAACACAACGUGGCUUGA